Brassica napus (rape) is the source of this 863-nucleotide messenger RNA. RefSeq lists its product as uncharacterized. The coding region runs from base 349 to 771 and encodes 140 amino acids. The transcript is spliced from 2 exons. The record is from RefSeq and is a predicted model, not a curated record. Lineage: Eukaryota; Viridiplantae; Streptophyta; Magnoliopsida; Brassicales; Brassicaceae.
AAUCAUAUAAUUGCAGCUUAAUGAUUGGAGAGGACGAUCGUGAAAUAGCGACCGUUGGAUCAAACUUAAACCAAAAGUUCCGAGAAAUCGAAUUAUAAAUUGCAGAAGAAGAAGAUGGCUAGCUCUUGAGUAGAAGGGACACAUUUGGUCGGAGAGAUAUGAUGGAAGAAGACGAUAAAUAGAUAAAAGAUUUAAUUUUUAAAUCGAUUUCGUGUGUUUGAUCUCGUUUCUCAAAUCUUUGCUUCAAUGGUUUGUGUCCUAACGGUGGCAUACUCUUGUCAGAAAAAAAGCUAAUCUCUCUUUCAACCCCAGCUCGAAAGUUUGAUCCUUUAUUUCAUAAUUCUUGAAAUGAUGAUGAGAAAGAUUCCUACUUGGCCUUGGAGGCUAUUAGGUGGUAAAAAGGAGAAAGAGACCGAAGCUCUCAAGUUCCCUGCAAAGAUAAAUCGAGAGAAAGGAAGAGUUUUCAAGAGGAAGGAGAUGGGACUUGAGAGCUUUGGUUCGUCCGGCUCAGAAUCUGUGGCUCUUGCUUCUGCUGCUGGGGAUGGGCCUGAGUGGUCUGUUGGAUGGACUGAGCCACAUGGACCUGGUUUCCAAACCGAUGAAGAAGGAGAUGACGGUGGAUUUUUAGUGCUGGUUCCUUGUUACAGAGCUGUCUCUGAAGGCUCUGGUAAUAACCAGUUCUUGUCUGCUGUCAAGAAUCUUCCCAACGGGUUGUCUCCUGAUGGGAAGAACUACAUGGAGCAAUGGCUUUCAUCUCUGCAGAACCUUUGACCAGGUCUCCUUUCUUUUGUAGUUAGUUAAGUAGUUUUAGUUCUCUAAUACCAUUUUGGUUACUACAUUAACCCUGAAAACUCAAAAAAAGA